This is a messenger RNA of Microplitis demolitor, 1620 nucleotides long. RefSeq lists its product as uncharacterized. The record is from RefSeq and is a predicted model, not a curated record. The transcript has 5 exons. Bases 251 to 1573 code for a protein of 440 amino acids. Lineage: Eukaryota; Metazoa; Arthropoda; Insecta; Hymenoptera; Braconidae.
CAACUGAACUUCGAAAAAAAAAAGUAUCAAAUAUUAUUUAUGAAAUGAUGACCAUUCGUUUGUUAAUUUAUAACACAAUAAGUCAUAAUUUACGAUUACGUUUUUCUGAUUGAUUUAAUUUACAGGCUAAUUAUUUAUCAUUAAUAUAAAAUAAUAAUAAUAAUAAUUUCUAUCUUCAUUAGCUUCUUAAUUCAUUAAAUUAAUUACAAAUGUCUUUUAGUUAUCAAAAUUAAAGAACAAAAUAUUAAUCAUGAAAAUUGGUCACUGGCAUCUUAUCAUUUUUUUUCCAAUUCAUUUUGGAGUAUUAGCAACAAAUUUAACUACCAUUAAAAAUGUAGAAGUAACAACAAAAAAGUUUAUCGAAAAUAUUAUGAAAUUACAACCUGGGAUUAGUUUAUCUCAACCUGAAAUAAUUAAUAACUCAUUAUUACUAAAUCAUUGGAGGAAACAUAUACAUCAUGGUAAAAGACAUCGUAAAUCAAUAGAAAAUUCAAGAAAACGUCAUGUAUCAUUAUUAUCAACUCAAAAAAAUAAUAAUUUAUCUAUCGUUUUACCAAUGAACUGGAAAAAAAAUAAAUUGAAUAUGUCGUCAUCUGUAACUAAAGAUCCCCAGCAAACCAUAGCCAAUCUUAUCCACCGACUUAUCAAUUUAAAUCACAUCUCAAGUUUCUUAUCAACACAUUCGCCCAUUAAUAACGAUUCUCAAAUAAUUAAUCCUCAGAAUAAUCAUCAUGAUGAAAAUAAUAUUACAGAUUCCAUCGUUAAUCACACAACUAAUUAUUCUGAUUUACCAGUAACAUCAAAUUUAUUUAAAAAUACCUACAAGUCAUGCAAUCCGACAAGUAAUUCAAGCAAUGGAUUGUGCAACGAAUAUCAUUUUUCAAAUUUUUCAAUCUUUAAAACCCCACUGUCAUUGACAGAUAAUUUAACAACUCCAAGUAGUCUUUUAGCUCGACUCUCAAAUUUAAAUGAACCUCUCAAUAAAUCUGAUUUAAAAUUAGACCAAAAAUUUACUAGUGAUCCGUUAAAAAUAUUUGAAAAAAAAUUGCCACUAGUUACUUCAGAAAUAAUCAAUGCAACUACUGUUAGAAGUAAGUUCAUUAUUAUUGAUGAACUUGGGUUUUUUGGAGAUCCUAUUGAAGAUACUCCAAUCGCCAAACGAAAAGAAAAUUACCACUCACGACCCUCAUCUAUUUUUGAUUAUAUUUUUGGUGAAAAUAAUGACAACACAGCGCCUGAAAUUGAAAAUCGACUGAAACAUGUUGAUUUAUGGAACAUGGAAAUAAAUAGAACUGAAAGAGUUGAACCUGAGUCAUUUACUAUGAAAUUUAAACUGAUUGGCGAUAAUAAUGAUCAUUAUUUACCAUCUUGGAGAUCUAACAAUAAUAUUUAUUCAUCUAAAAUCCCAGAGCCACAAUUUAAUUUACGAAUGAAUAAAAAAAAUUUUGAAGAAAAAAUUAAGAAUAAUUACAUUCCUUUACGGAGUAUUAAACAGCCAAAAUCUAAAAUAUUGAAUGAAGCAGAUUUUCAGUCUGCAUUUCUGUCAACAUUCUACAGUAUAUUUAAAAAAUAAAUUACUUAUAAUUUAAAAUAUUAAUUCUUAUAAAAUUAAUUGACUAU